Alosa sapidissima (American shad) is the source of this 2536-nucleotide messenger RNA. It is a transcript of the gene rap2ab, whose product is annotated as RAP2A, member of RAS oncogene family b. Gene Ontology annotation, biological process: Rap protein signal transduction; negative regulation of cell migration. The transcript is spliced from 2 exons. Lineage: Eukaryota; Metazoa; Chordata; Actinopteri; Clupeiformes; Clupeidae. The coding region runs from base 567 to 1118 and encodes 183 amino acids. Gene Ontology annotation, molecular function: GDP binding; GTPase activity; GTP binding. Gene Ontology annotation, cellular component: plasma membrane. The record is from RefSeq and is a predicted model, not a curated record.
CUCACUGGUACGGAAGCCGACUGGAGACUUUGUCGUAGAGGAAGUGUUUAUUUUUUCGACUUUAGGGGAGAAACUGCUGAAUUGAACCAGCUUAAGGUUUUUUGGAGAACGUUGGAGAGUCCGCUGAAUUUCAGAGGAGCGCAGCUCAUCUAGCGGCAGCAAGUUUAUGUUUUUAUUUCAUCGUAAUGUGGUGAUCUGGCAUUGUCAAUUAAAUGUAGUUUGUCAGUGUGUCACGCUUUUGUACAUUUUAUUGUCCAUGACCGUGCGCCGUAGCCUACUUAAGCAUCUGACAGAUUUCUCUCCGGAUCAGUUCUGCUAGCCAAUUUCUGCAAUGAAGUCCAGCCGUUGCCGACGGAUCUUUGUGUUCUGCUUAUUUAUUUUCUGCAGCUGAAUAAUUGCUAAGCUAUAACCAGCCAUGCCCGAGCCUCUAUUGUCUCAUUACAGGAUGGAAUGCAAGUUUUGCGUUGCACUGCGCCACACUAUUCGGUUUUAUACAUGCCCGGCGUUGCUCGUUGGCUGUUAGCGUUUGCUCUUUUUAAUUUGACAUUAAACGCACCAAGAGAGCAAUGCGUGAGUAUAAAGUAGUGGUCCUCGGGAGCGGUGGAGUCGGGAAGUCCGCUCUGACGGUACAGUUUGUCACCGGAACAUUCAUCGAGAAGUACGACCCGACAAUCGAGGAUUUUUACCGCAAGGAGAUAGAGGUGGAUUCCUCCCCCUCUGUGCUGGAGAUCCUUGACACAGCUGGAACGGAGCAGUUUGCCUCUAUGCGGGACCUCUACAUCAAAAACGGCCAGGGCUUCAUACUAGUAUACAGCCUUGUCAACCAGCAGAGCUUCCAAGACAUCAAGCCAAUGAGAGAUCAAAUAAUCAGAGUGAAAAGGUAUGAGAGAGUGCCGGUGAUCCUGGUGGGGAACAAGGUGGACCUGGACAACGAGCGGGAGGUGUCGUCAAGCGAGGGCCAGGCACUGGCCGAGGAGUGGGGCUGCCCCUUCAUGGAGACCUCGGCCAAAAGCAAGACCAUGGUGGACGAACUGUUUGCCGAGAUUGUCAGGCAGAUGGACUACGCCUCUCUGCCGGACAAGGAGGACCCGUGCUGUUCUUCCUGCAAUAUACAAUAGCUCUCCUCCCCUCAUCUGCAGGGUCUAGGGUUAUGCUGAUAAGCGUGGAGGAGAGGGUGACCUUUUUUUUUUAAUCACCAUUAAAGAAAUCACAUUCCAUCAAAUGACACAAGACCAGACAAGAGUGUUGCAAUUGCCUUGCGAUCUCAACAGAGAUGGAGAGAGAGAGAGAGAGAGAGAGAAAGAGAGAAAGAGAGAGAGAGAGUGCAAUAAUUGCUGUUGGUUGUCACUUGCCAAGUUUACUCCAUAGAUGCACGUCAGCCACAGCAAUGUUCCGUCUGAUUUCUCACCCUUUCAUUUUGAUGUUUGAAAUGAAGCCAAGUGGUCAAAGCAAAUAACUCACAUGAAUUGGGUCAAUAAUAUGCCCGAUCAUGAGACCAUUGUUUCUCCUGCCCCUGUUGGUUUUGCCACUUGACCUAUAAAUUGGUUAGUAUCAUCCAGUGUUAAUUACAGAAACUCUGUCUUGUGCCAUUCGAGCCCUGUGAGGUUGACGUCCAGUUCCGUCACCCCAGUGACAUCUUAGGGAUUGUGAAGUCCAGUCUUAUCCAAAAGGUUGGUGAGUGACUUUGAGUGGUUUUGAGUGCUGGGUGUCACCGAGGAGGACCAUUCAAGGCCCAAUAAAGUGCUCAGGGGCAUUUACUAAAACUCAUCAGGGAAUCAAGCUGAAUGCUGGAAUGAGCUUGAUUAGAUACAAUCAAAAAAAGUCAAAAUGGACUUUGAGAUCUAAACCUGUGGAGGUAUUGGGGUGGUUGCAAUCCCGAGUAGAGCCAUUGUUCUAUCCAAAUGUUGAGAAUGUGAAACGUAUAUUUUUCUUUCCUCACUUGUGUUGAACCGGAAUAAGUGAAUAAUGAAAACGAAAGACAUGCCCUCUUUACAUUUUCUAAAGAGUGUCGGUGGAAGUUGAAUCCAAUUUGUUUUCAAGGUGAAUGUUUCGUUUUGAUCACUGUUUUGCUAUUUGAUAUCAAUAGUGUAAGACAUGUUUCAAAAAUAGUUACAUUCAAAUGGCAACUCUCAAGAACACUCCACCUGUGUGUGUUUAUCCUGGUUUUACCAUGACAAAUCAGAAUAAUGCAAGAUGAAUUGUAUUGAUUAAAUAGAACACAGUUGUGUAUAUUUUUUAUGGAAAAUGUUAAAUGUAAGAGGAUUUAUCAAAUAAUGUGCAUGGCUAAUGUGGAAAUCACAUUGUUUUCUGUUCAGGUUUGUUUUGUUUUAUAUCGUAGGUGUCCAUAGGGAUUACAUAAUGUGGAUUAUUCCAACAAAUCUACACUUUUGACUCCUGUUGAGGCCUGCGUCUACAUUACCAUGUGGAUAUAUGGUUGCCUUUUAACCCACGCCAUUGUUAUCAUUUUGUUUAUUUUGUAUUUUUAUGCAAAGAUCAUCACUUAGAAAAAAAUAUUUGUUUUAACAACACAAUAAAA